This is a messenger RNA of Stomoxys calcitrans (stable fly), 4842 nucleotides long. RefSeq names its product anillin (gene scra). NCBI's taxonomy places the organism in Eukaryota, Metazoa, Arthropoda, Insecta, Diptera, Muscidae. The record is from RefSeq and is a predicted model, not a curated record. Gene Ontology annotation, biological process: mitotic cytokinesis; actomyosin contractile ring assembly; septin ring organization. The transcript is spliced from 10 exons. Gene Ontology annotation, cellular component: actomyosin contractile ring. The coding region runs from base 175 to 4356 and encodes 1393 amino acids.
UUCUACAUUUUGAACGCGGUCGGCAAAGGAAUAAGUGAGAUUUGAAGUUUGUGUUUUAUUGUAUGUGACAGGCUAUAGUCUUUGUGAAACAGUGUCUAAUUGUGUAUUAGUGAUUCGUAAAAAAAGGAAAACAAAUACCUGGAAUUGGCAAUAAUAAUCCUAACCAAAUGAAAAAUGGAUCCAUUCACGCAGCGCAUGCUUGAAAAGGCAGAACAACGCAGUCGCGCAUUAGGAAUCUCAAGUACGGAUGCAAGUAAAUUUCCUUGCGGUGAUGCCAAUACAUCGUCUUCGUCUAUGGCUUCAAAUAUGAGUACAGGCAGCAAUAGUAUCGGCGGCAGCGGCGCUUGUGCAACAACAAUGGCGUUAGCUACACAGCAGCAACAAAAACAACAGCUGCCCUUGCAUACAAGCAGCAGUGGCGGUGGGAAUGUAAAUAAAUUAUUGCAAGUAAUCGAGAAAAGUCCAAUGGAUACUGUGGGAGCUUAUAAAAGUGGCUCCGGCACUGGUGACAAUGGUGGCGGACAUUCUCCCCGAAAGGUUUUGAGACAAUUUUCAGCAGUGGAUAAGGAGAAUAUGGAUUUGGGCAUUGAAAUCAACAUCAUGACCGACAAAAAUGUAGAGGUUCAAGUCCAAGUCGAAGAACAAGAAAUAACCGACGACGAGGAAUAUCAAAAACAUAUGGCCAGAAUUGGUCACAUUGCUGCUGAAGGCACACAACGUAGCAUAACUCAAGCACCUUCGUGUGCUGCUAAGAUACGGGAUACUUCACGCAGCCAAUUGCAACGCUUGGGUGCUUUGUAUUCAGAUAAGGAUGAUCUAUCGUCACCCAUACAUCGCACCGAGGCCCAUUUUCAUGCUGACAAUAAGGAUGAAACUGAUUUCGACGGACAUAUGCGUAAACCCAAGCAGAGGUUGGGUAAAUUGGCUGCCUUAGCAAACACCAUUAACCAAUGGGAAGAUGACAUCACACAUCAUGGUCCAACAACAGUGACAGAGGUUGCAAAAGCUGUGCCGCCACCAAAACCUGACUUGCCCAGUAGAGGGCGUACAAGAACAGACCAUGGACAUGUAAAAGAACAAGCACCACAACCUCCUCAAAUGCACAAUCCAAAAUCUCCCAAAAGUCAUGUGGCCUCGAAGUCCCCAAAAAGGCAUGUAAAAGAGCAAGCACCACAACCUCCUCAGAUACAAACAGCACCUAAAUCACCCAAGCCCCAAAUAGCUCUUAAAUCGCCUAAAUUACCCGAGAAAGAUCAGAAGACCAAACAGUUAAAAUGGGAUCCCACUGUUUUGAGUUCUUUGGAGGCUCAAGGAUUUCAACGCAGAGACUCAUCCACUGUAAAAGUUUCAUAUGAUUUUAAGCAAGACCAGGAAGCAGGUCAAGAGGUUGCUGCUUCAUCUAAACAUCCAGACAACAAUAAAGAGGAAAAGCGUGUGGUAGGAAAAUUGGAUACAAAUAAAUUCAAUGCCCUUGGAACAAAUUCUCUAGAGAAGAAUACAUCCACACAACCAAUAGACAAGAAAGUGCCAGUGGUGAAAGCAGGCAUGGUAUCAGGACGUGCAGCCGUUUUUGAGGCCCAAGUUCAGGCUAAUCAACAACAACAACAACAGAAACCUCAGAAAGACCCUACUGAGCUAAGCCUUAAAGAGCGCAUGAAAUUAUUCGAGAAGAACAAAGGUGAAGCUCUGGUGCCAAAAGCAGCAUUUGGUAUGGCACCACCGAUUAGUAAAAUCCUACAAGAUUCCCAUCAUAAAAAAGAGGAUCAUGCUAAGGCACACUCAUCAUGCAAUGUAAUUAGUGCUUCAACUUCAAAUCCUCCGCCUAUUAUGGUCAAGUCAAAAACGGACAACAAACUACGGGACAAAGUGGCUGCCAUCUUCGGAGCUGCUUCUUCGGAAAAUAAAAUUAAAGAAGACAUACGCAAACAACGUGAGGAAGAAAUGCAAUUGCUGGCCAAUCGUUUUAAUAAACAGAAGCAGUUUGCCCAAAAUCAACAAAAACAUCAGCAUGCCACCGAUAAGGAUCAGAAGUCACACGAAGUGCCACAACAAUCGCAGUUUACCACAGUAGCUCAAAGAACUUCCAGAAGUUCAGCAUCGCCGCAAAGACCUCAAACGCACCCACCACCACCUCCGCCAUUGCCACCAGCUGGAGCAGUUCAUAGUCAAACCACUAAGAGAAGAUCACCUGGGGAUACUAUUGAUGAGGAUGUCACCAAGAGGGCACGUACCAAACGCUUGUAUCCCGCCCUCUCCGAUUUGGAAUCAAACGAAUCAUGCUCCGAUAAUGAGAUGAGUUAUUGUAAUGCUGCCACUGUUUCGGUGCUCAGCACUGCUGAUGAAAUGAAGGCUUCGCUACAGCCCUUGCGAGGAGGUCAUGCUGUAGCUAACCUUGAACAGGACGAUGAAAAUGAAGACAGCUAUAUGGAAACUGAAACCGAAGACAGCAGUGUUGGUAUAUGCAAUGGUAGUUUAGGACGUGAAAUAAUGCAAGUUGUGCAAAAGAAUGACAAACAACAAUUGACAAAUAUCAAGGAAGUAAGAUAUGCUGAGAAGAAUCAAUAUUUUGAGGAUACAAAUAGAGAUUCUUCGCUUAAUUCAUCCGAGGCCUCGGGCAUGGAUGGUAUGGAUGAUUAUUUGGAUGAAGCCUUAGAGGAUAAUGAAGAAGACGAUGGCGAUGAUGAUAAUACCCCCGAUGAGGAUGAUGAUGAUGAUAACGAUGCAGACGAUAGCCGCUUAUCAAGAGGAAGCAAAGGCACUACUGCUUCCAAUAGCUUCAGUUUUCGCAAAGCCAAUACCCCAAAUCGGCAAAGCCAUUGUCAAACCAUACAGGAAGAGAUUACUGAAGAAACCACCACUACAACCACCACCACUACGAAAAAAGAAACAUCUUCAUCUGGUACAUCGUACAUGCAUCCGGUGAAAUCUGAACUGAGCAUAAACAAAGAGAACGAAAAUGUAGUUACUCUGGUACAUACCGUCAGUUUUUAUAGGCGCCAGCAAAAUGCAAACAGCGCCAACUCUACACCCAUACGGAAAAUAUGCCGCGAACAGCAAGUAUUGCGUUCGGCCAUGGAAAAAUUGGAAAAUCAGGGGGUGGGAGAACAAGUUCACUUUAUUCAAGAGCCCGCAGAAAGUGACGAAGAAUCACAGUCGGACUCGGAGCAAGACGAUGCACAUUUGGUGCAGGAAAAAAUUAAGAAACUUUUGGAAGAAGUCUGUAAACAGCAGCAAGUUAUUGCCCAAACAAGCCAAGCCUUGAAUUUGUGUGCGGCAACCAUUGAAUUUUCUGGAUCCACUGAGUCGGUGGAGGGCGAAAGACACUUGCUGGUAGCAACACAUCGUCGCCAGGCUUGUCUCGAUGAAGUUCAACGUUUGCGCGUAGAAAAGUCUUUGCGCCCUUUGGGUGCACCACGCGAAAAAGGCCGUUUAACCGUUAAGGAAAUCACUAUACCCUUGAGACAGGAUUACAUACGCAAAUUGGCCGCCGAUACCAUAUCUGGCCACCAUCUUGUGUGCCUGCUCAAAUACAAUGAACAUGUUUUGGCCACUAAGACUGUGCCCACCUUGCCUGGUCUCUUGGCUGUCAAAUUUCCCGAUGUCAUGCAAUUAAAUAAUGUUUAUGCCGAUUUUAAGGUAACCCUAGAGAUUUAUGGUAUGACAGCUCAAAGAGAGGUUCUACCCCAUGAGGUCAAGUAUCACAUCAAUUUAAAUAAGAAAUCUGGAGUGAAAACACCCAAAAAGAAAGGCUCUGACAAUCGUUUAGUCAUGCCACCAGUGCAAAGUCCGGCAGGACCACAUGCUGUACGCACACCAGCCCUAGUGCAAUAUGGUUUUGCUAUAUUCUCCCUGAGAGAAAUUCAGAGAACCACAUGGACCCUCACCCAGGUCUUGGGAGUAAGUCCAUUGGAGGGUGUGGUUCAUAUGAAAGUCAAUUGUGAGCUUUCAGUUUCCGUGGAAUACAAAGGUUUCCUUACCAUGUUUGAGGACAUUUCCGGCUUCGGAGCAUGGCAUCGUAGAUGGUGUCACUUGAACGGCACCAUGCUGAAUUAUUGGAAAUAUCCAGAUGAUGAAAAGAAAAAGGCUCCCAUGGGUUCUAUUGAUUUGUACACCUGCUCUUCGCAAAAGAUCACCCUAGCUCCGCGAGAUAUUUGCGCUCGCCUCAAUACAAUGCUACUCGAAUGCCAGCGACCAGCUAGAGAAACGGAUCAGGAAUCCUUGGUUAUAGUGCCAAAUGGUCGCACGACAACUGUGCGAUACCUUUUGUCAGCCGACACAAAGGAGGAGCGUGAGGAGUGGUGUGCUUAUUUCAAUAAGGCCUUGACUUUACUAAGGGCCUGGGGACCACCGCAAUAAAAUGGAGACACAAAUUAGCCAACGAUAAGCGAUUAGUUUACUACAUACACAUGUUAAUAAUUUCAAAGUCCUUAGGGGUAAUCGUUUCAGCAUUUGGUUUAGUAUUAUUUUUAUUUUAUAAAAAUUGGCUAAAGAGAACACACUUUUCAAGUGUAUUUCGCCACAUGGUAUUUUAAAUAUCAUAAUCUUUUUUGUCUUGAACUAUUACUUUCGAAUACGUAGUAGUUUUUUAUAAUUUUUUUUGUUUGUUUUUCUAUUUUUUUAGUUUUAUUUUGACAAAAUGUAAAAGACAUGGGGUCCACACAAAAUUUCUCAAUUGUUUGUUGUAUGCCCCUAUCGUUUCAAAAGCCCAGUUUAUAUUUUGAUAAAGAUUCUCUUUCGAUAAAAUCCUAAUAAUCGUAAUCGAUUAGAUAUUGUUUAAUAUUUGUAUACAUUACGUUGUAAGUUUUUUUCAUAUUAUCCCCCCGUAUAAUAUUUUAACAUAAA